UCUAUAUUUAAAAGUGGGUUUAUGCCAAGAACCUGUUCUAUGUCUUUAUUUAUUUUCGUUUGCUGGACAUCUUGACACAUUGUGUGAGUGUGAGCAUGUGAGCAUGUGAGCGGUGUGUGUGUGUGUGUGUGUUCUUGUGUGUAAACCGUGUAAACAGCCUCAUUGAUCCUGUUAGCUCCUUCCUCCUCCUGCUCGUUGAGCUGAGUGAAUGGGGACGGGAGGCUAAUUUAGUUAGCAACUGAAAACACUCCGACUUUAAAAUGGCAGCGAUGAACCGACCAGGUUUUGGUGUGACUUCUUCAGCCUUGAACUACCCCACAAGGAUGACAGAAAAUGGAUUAUCUCCCUCAGAUCUAACCGAGGAGGACAUAGACAAUUUACAGAUGGAGCUAGCAAAGAUGGAGGAAGAAAUUCAGACCUUGCGGCAAGUGCUUUUUGUCAAAGAAAAAUAUGCAGCAGACAUCAGGAGGCAGUUGGGUAUGGGACCGCUGAGUAACAUCAAACAGAACCUGUCCAAAGGCUGGCAAGAAGUCCAGACCUCAACCCCAUAUCUCACAGCCUCUGCCACUUUGGAUGACAUCAGCAACUCCGACGUAUAUAUGAGGACACGGGAGGGUAUCUCUCAUGCAGGCCAGGUGACGUCUUCUGCACUGUCCAGUAUGGGCAUGGUCAUCACCAGGAGGCUGACAGAGAUGAGAGCUCUGCCUCUCCCAAGUCCACCACGCACCCUGAGUCACACCAUGAGCGUGCCAGCUAUGAGACAUUCCAAUACUUUCAAGUCCUUCGAAGAAAUGGUUGGCAAUGUGAAGGACAAAGUGACCGGCAAUUCGACAAACAACGGAGACACUGCUGGGUUUGAAAGAAGAUUCUCGCGUCACAGCACAUGAGAUGAACCCAUGGAACAAAUCAGAAUGAAUAACAACAUAAACAUACAUUUUUUUCUUAACUUGUACAGUUAUGAAAAAAAAAAAAAAAGGAUUUUGCUUCAUUUUCCUUUUAAAUUUGUCCAAUGGAACUUCUGACUGAUGCAUUCAGACAACUCUAACCAUGUGAAUAUGUUGUUGGAAAAAUGUAAUUUAAGAGAUAUUUAUUUUGACAUAUGAGUGCGGUGUACUGAAACUAUCAUUUAAGCACAACCAGCUACAGUAUACAUUCAUUGACAUUAAUUGUGACAUUAACAAAACAGAAUUUACAGACAUGAAGUAUUUUUUUACUGUAGAUUUUUCAAUUAAAGUCAAUUGAAUGGUG
Molecule: messenger RNA, 1248 nt
Organism: Notolabrus celidotus (New Zealand spotty)
Lineage: Eukaryota; Metazoa; Chordata; Actinopteri; Labriformes; Labridae
Gene: tpd52l2a
Product: tpd52 like 2a
Exons: 9
Coding region: 261-887 (208 amino acids)
Cellular component (GO): cytoplasm
Source: RefSeq, a predicted model, not a curated record